This is a messenger RNA of Cajanus cajan (pigeon pea), 2493 nucleotides long. The record is from RefSeq and is a predicted model, not a curated record. NCBI's taxonomy places the organism in Eukaryota, Viridiplantae, Streptophyta, Magnoliopsida, Fabales, Fabaceae.
AUGGCAGGAAGUAGGAACCCACAGAUGUCGUUUGCUAAUCAACUCACCAUGAAGCCCCAACAGGUUCUAUGUUGCGCGUCUGAGUAUCGGGAUCUCUCUGUUCCGCCGGCGAAAACUCCGCCCCCAGCUCCGUCUCAAUCUCCGCCACCAGCUCCUUCUGAAACUCCGCCACCGGCUCCGUCUCAUUCUCCGCCGCCAACUCCUCCACGGUCUCCGCCGCCGACUCCGCCGCGUUCCCCACCACCUUCCCCUCCUCCGCAGAGUCCACUACCGAAACAAUCCGCACCGCCUCCGUCUAAAUCUUCGCCGCCUCCGUCAACUCCCCCGCCGGUAAAAGGUUCAACUCCUCCACCCUCCCCGUCGGUUCCACCGCCGGCGCCGCCGCUGCCUUCACCGCCACCACCUCAAAACUCGCCUCCAGCACAACCCGGUGCCCCUCCUCCGCUUCCACUUUCGCCUCCAAUUCCCGCCUCAACUCGACCUUCACCGGCUUCCCCUGUCACUCCACCGGCGCAGGCGACCGGUGGGCCAAGACGCCCUACACCGCCGCGAUCACUGCCGGUUUCCCCACCAAAAUCAGGCGUUGCUCCCUCUCAGAGCAAGCAUCCGUCCACGUCAUCUAGCUCCAUCAAUAGCGCAGGCGAACUUGUUGGUGUUACUCUCGCCGGGCUUUUCAUCCUCGCGUUUCUUGCUCUAGUUAUUUACUUUAUAAUAUGGAGGAAGAAAAAGCGAGAGAAUAUCUAUGCUCAGCCACCCCAUGGGAAACCUCAUAUCGAAGGAGGUGAUGAUGUGCAUUACUACGUAGAGGAUCCUGGUUUUGGGAAUCUUCAAGGUGCCAUGCAUCUAAGAACUCCUUCUGAUAACGGUCAGGGCCAGCACAUGAACCCUGGUCAGAUGGUUUUCACCUAUGAGAAGAUUGCGGAGAUCACUAACGGGUUUUCCAGAGAGAACAUAAUAGGGGAAGGGGGAUUUGGAUAUGUUUACAAGGCUUCCAUGCCUGAUGGUAAAGUGGGGGCGGUUAAGAUGUUGAAGGCUGGUAGUGGGCAGGGAGAAAGGGAGUUCAGGGCUGAGGUGGAUAUUAUCAGCCGUAUCCAUCAUCGGCAUUUGGUCUCACUAAUUGGUUUUUGCUUAGCUGAACAGCAAAGAGUGCUUAUAUAUGAGUUCGUUCCUAAUGGGAAUCUCAGUCAGCACUUGCAUGGAAAUGAAUUGCCUGUUUUGGAUUGGCCCAAGAGGAUGAAGAUAGCAAUUGGCGCUGCCAGGGGACUGGCAUAUCUCCACGAAGGCUGCAACCCGAAGAUUAUUCACAGAGAUAUUAAAUCGCCAAACAUACUUUUGGAUGAUGCUUAUGAGGCACAGGUUGCAGACUUUGGACUUGCCAGGCUAACGGACGAUGCUAAUACCCAUGUAUCUACUAGGGUGAUGGGGACCUUCGGGUACAUGGCUCCAGAGUAUGCAACAAGUGGAAAAUUAACUGAUAGAUCGGAUGUUUUCUCUUUCGGAGUUGUCCUCCUUGAGCUUAUAACAGGGAGGAAACCCGUUGAUACAACGCAGCCCAUAGGAGAGGAGAGUUUGGUUGAAUGGGCUCGUCCACUUCUCCUUCGUGCAGUUGAGACAGGUGACUUUGCUGCACUAGUAGACCCUAGGCUUGAAAAUCAAUACAUUGACAGUGAAAUGUUCAGAAUGAUUGAGGCAUCUGCAGCAUGUGUUCGCCAUUCUGCUCCGAAGCGACCUCGUAUGGUUCAGGUGUCAAGAGCCUUAGACAAUGGUGAUAAACUAUAUGAUCUAUCUAAUGGGGUGAAAUAUGGUCAGAGUACUAUUUAUGAUUCUGGCCAGUAUAAUGAAGACAUUAUGAGAUUCAGAAGGAUGGCUAAUGGCAGUUUUGGUGAUUCUGAGUUUGAUACGUACAGUACAGAUUACCGAUCAACUGUUUCAAGAGAAAUGUCUGGGCCCAGACAUGCAAGGAUGCCAUAGGGUGCAGAUAGUGAUACAUAAGUUAGAGUUUUCCAAGGCCAAAGUAGCAAUACCUAGAACAUGUCUUGAGGGAACACACAUACUAGCGCUGUAGUGAGCAUAGGCAUAUUGGAGUUUAAGGCUUCUGGUUUUAAUGAAACUAAUUCUGCCAGACACUUAUUCCUGAAACCAAAACUAAUUUCACCAAACCCCUCUUCAUGACGUUGCAUCAUCUUACAAAGCACCCUGAAAUUUUUUGGUUUAGAGAUUGGAACUAUGACCUUCCAAAGUCCAAACUUGCCAAUCCUUACCACCAUGAAAAUUGAAAUAUGUAGAGAUUGUCUUUGUUUGACUUAUGUCAAUCAAAAACAUUAUUUUGUUUCUAUGUCUUCAAUUUUUGUUCAGUUUUCUUUCCCCCGUCUUUUUUUGUUUAUAGCGGGGACAUUGAUAGGUUGUAAAGUAUAAAUUUGUUGAGUUUACUUCUUAAUAAGAAUUGUGAUAUGUAUAUACAGGACUAGGAAGAUUUAAUUUCUUACUGCAUUU